Messenger RNA from Haemonchus placei, 348 nucleotides. The record is from the annotation of a GenBank genome assembly. NCBI's taxonomy places the organism in Eukaryota, Metazoa, Nematoda, Chromadorea, Rhabditida, Trichostrongylidae.
AUCUACAAAAAGUUCGAAGACUCCAACAGAAGUGGUUACCUCGAUGAAGCUGCAAAGAUCUAUCAUAGCCAAGCGGUCGUUGUGGAGAAAGGCAAAAAAGCCACGUACGGAAAAGAAGGAGUCCCAAUCUACCAACCACAGGCAGCAAUUUCGAAGGUUUCGAAGAAUACGCUAUUCCAUAACGACGUUUUCGACAUGCUUUCUGUCGGAGCGACAUGCCUUUCGACAUGCUCCCAUCCAACACCUCUUCCACUAGCUGAGCAUGGAAUUCCACAGACGAUCGUUGUGGAACUGCAUGAUUCGCUAGUGGAAGAUGUGUUGGAUGAGGGCAUGUCGUGUUCACGCUAA